AUGUGGGUGCAGGAAUUAGAGCCAAACGAAGGAGCAGACAAUCAGUUGUUCACGGCGAGCGCGAGUCAUAUCCAAGAUGUGCGUUGCGUGCAGCCCGACUCGGGCUUCACGGAGCCGGCCAACAACAACAUCAGCGAGGACAACAACAACGGGCCCAUUUCGCUGCGGGAGAUGCAGAAUAUCGCCAAUAACAAUGCCGCGGCGUACAUCGUCAGCGAGAACGAAGAGCGCAACAGGAUUAGCCGCGAGUCUGUCGUCGAGUUCGAGCCCCUGCCGGUCGGGCUGCGGGUAGUCGAUCCGCUGGAGCGGUGUGCCGACUGGUUCGGUGACGAAGAUUUUCCUAGGAACCAAUUGCAGUAUCUGCGCGAGAUAGGAAGAGGAUGGUUCGGAAGGGUGGUAGAGGGAGAGUUAGAAGGGAACACUUCCGGCACGGUCGCCGUAAAGAUACUUAACCAGAAUGCCAAUUUAGAGGAAAAGGCGCGAUUUCUGGACGAGGCCAAGAUAUACCGGGAUGCGAGACACGAAAAUAUUCUCGCAUACGUAGCCAAGUGUCUACAGGAGGAUCCAUGGAUUUUGCUGUUCGAGCUGUGCUCUAUGGACUUACAACAGUACCUGAUACUAAACCGUCCCAAGAUGGCGAUACUCAAUGAGAGCGGCGUGCCAUUACAGCUCAUGUGUGACGUCACGUCCGCACUUGCCUAUCUGCACUCGCGGGGAAUUUUGUAUGGCGAGGUGUGGAGCGACGCAGUGCUAGUGCGCGGCAGUGAGGCGAGUGCGCGCGCGGUGCUGGGCCGCUACGUGCCGGCCGAGCGCGCCGCCACACACGCCGCGCCCGAGGCCCGCCGCCAGCCCCCAGAACACACGAGCAAGAGUGAGGUGUGGUCCCUGGGCACUUUAAUCUGGGAAAUCUGUGCGUGGGGCUCGCAGCCGCCCAGUCCGCCUCCGCCAUUGCCUGACUUGCCUUGUCCCUAUCGCACACAUUUAUAUCAAGUUAUGCAAUUAUGUUGGAACCCGAACCCCGAUGGUAGACCUUCGGCGGCUCAAGUUCACGCCUUGCUGAAUCAUCUGCACAGCACACAUAUUCACAGCGAAACUGCGCAAGACGACGGUUAUGGAAGCAGCGAUUUUGAGGAGCGAUGGCAAAGACUCAAGCCGAAUACGAUUCCUAAAAUAGACGAACAUGUAGCUAUAGUACACGCACCGUCCACGUCGAUGACGUCACAUUUUACAGGAUCCGACCAAGAGUUUGACAGCGCCCCCACUAUGCAGGAUACGCUCAGCGUUGAUUUAGACACGGCUGUCUCCCGAUCUAGUAGUAUAAUGUCUGAUAAAGACUCACUACCUAUUCAAAUGAAAUCCGAAAGCCUGAAUAAUCUACAUGGGUCGUUAGAUGAUGUUAGAAACAUAUAUCUAACGCAUAACGAAACUGCUGCAAUCGAAUGCCAUCAAGGAAACGUAAACCUCGAUGAUAAUAAAGAUAAAGAUAAUGAUCAUUCAGACAGUUCGAUGGAUCCGUGGUUGAAGGAUAUUAUCACAGGAAGCCAAGAUGAUGUUAGUUACUACAAGGAUGUGAGUGACGUCAUUAAGAAUCUCGAUAAUAUAUUAAAUUCAGAAAAGACUUCUAGCUCUGAAUCCAGUCAUCAGGCAAGUCCUUCGAGAGAUAACUUAAGCUUGGAAUGUAAAAAAGAUUAUCCUGUGCAAAAAAGUAUGGUUAAGUCGCCCGGGAUUAGUAAUUUCCAAAACAUUCUAGAAAUAGGUUUUGAUACGGAAGCGCAACAAAACGAGGCCUGUGAAGACGAUGACGUAGAUCGCGAUACUAUCGGUACUCUGAGCCACUCUUUUGAAAGGCAUAGUGAUUCAAUCAGCCAACAUACUCUAGAAAAUUUAACGCCUGAAACACCCAUAAAAGAUCUUGAUGUUAUAAAAGGGAUUGAAAUUGAACCUAAACCCCUGGAUAAGCAGGUAAAUAUACAGGAUUACAUUUUAGUUGAUAUAAAGAAACAUAGUGAAUUGCCAAAUGAUAAUAAAGUAGAUCAUAGUAUAAGUCACAUACCCAUGUUGAAGGAACUAUGUGAAGCCGCAAUGCCUAGUGCAAGUGAAACAAUUGAUCUACAACUGAAUGUUAGAGAAGACUGUCAUACACCAUGUGAUAAUAAGUUAACUGAUGUUAAAAUUGAUUUUAAUAAUGUUGGAAAUAAGUCAGUAGAUGAUAUAACAAUACUUGUAGAAUCUGAGGAGAAAUCUAACACGGAAUCUGCGACUUUAGCAUUAAUAACUGAAAUGGAAUCGACACAAAAAAUGGAUAGUGAGAUACAAAAUCAAAAGUCUAAUGAUCAAGUCUUGCCCGAAUCAGAAAAGAAAAUAACGGAAACAAACAAAGAAAAUGUUACUGCUCUAGUCAUUAAUGAUAUAUUUAACGAAAGUAAAAAAGAAGAAAUAAGAUUAGAUCUUUCAAUUCACGAAAAGUUAAAUAUUGAUUUUAAAGUUGAAGAACACAAUGAAGAAAAUACUUCCUUAAAUAUAGAAAUUUCACCGAAGAUUGCGAUUCGUAGAACAGAAGAAUGUAGCAAUGUCGGUAGUGAACAAAUUUAUGAAGCUGACAAAUUACAACCAGCAUUUAAAUUAAAAGAGACACCUGAAAUAGUACAAAAUUUAGUUGAUAGCGCUCAUUUUCAAACUAAUAAUGCUAAUUCUGUUAGUAAUGAAAUAGAAAAUAUAGAAAGAACACAAGCUGAACAGAUUUUGCCACCUGAACUAGUACAAAAUAAUAGUAAGGAAUUUGUGUUUAAUGAUAAUGCACAAUUAGAAGAGAACGUCAAUGAUGUAACUGUUAAAACUAAUGAUAUUAAACCGCUUAGAUCUGAUAUUAAUGUAAAAGCUAUAGAAAAUGUGAUAAAAGAACCCCACAGUGACAGCACUGUUUAUAUGGAUCUCAUUAAUUAUUCAAAUAACGAGUUUUGUAAAGACAAUCAUAUUUAUAGUGCGGACGUUGUUCCUUCAUAUUUUGAAUCCUCUAAAGAUGAAAACGAGACGAAUAAUGGUAGUGAGAUAGUCAAAAAUGAAUCAACAGCAUACUUAGAACUGCCUAGUGUAAUUAAAGAGACAGAUAAUUUUCUUCAUUCGGAAAGAACUCUCUGUAGUCAGACCACAGAUUUUAAAGACGUAGUAUCUAGCACUCCCAAAGGAAGCGAUAGUUCCGUUGAUGCCUUAGAAACUUCUACAAUUGAGAAUGAAUACGACGUAUUGUCAGAAACAAAGGUACCUGAAUGCGAUCCGGGUGUGACGUUAAUUAAAUUGGAGCAAAUAUGUGUUCCAGAUAGUUUAAGUCCAUUAGAAUCGCCUACCAAAAGCCACCACACCGAUACUUACGAUGAAAAUAGUUCAGUAGUCUUAGGGCCGUUUGAAAACUGCACUUUGGAGUUAUUCAAAGCUGUGAAAUCAGAAAUUGUGGAUUUGCCGAAAGAAGAGCUCUUAGCAUUUUCUUCCAAUUUUAGCGAAAUAGAUCUCGAAACUCCGUCGCCUCUACGCGACGGUAACUUUUUGAACGAAGUACCCGACAUCGUCCAUGAUGAUUUGCAUUUUGACGAUGUUGUAACUGUGAGUGAAGCUAAAACGGAAAGUAUAGAAGGUCAGAGUGAUAAUACUGAAAACACAGAAGAAAAAUCAAAUACUGAAAAACAUAUAUCACCUUCAACUCCACCUAACUCACCUGGCAUUUUUCUUGCGUCAACAUCACAGCAAAAGUACUUAGUCGAAAUCGAUUUGAGCACGCCUAACGAAAGCGUUCCACACACGUCAGCGUCUAUAGUUACGGAUUCAGUAGCCCCUCAACCAUCAGAUUCAGGUCUGAGCUCUUUGCAGAAAGAGAUAGAUUUGAAUCAAAUAGAAUUGCAAAUCACAACAAAACUGGCUAUAGCCGAGAACGAAAACAACUUGAACAUAGAAUAUUCUGGACCGUUGACAGUGGAAGGUUUCGUAACAGAGGACGAGAUGCUGAUGCGUGAGAGCGACGCCAUGCCGGAAUCUUACCUUGCCGGCAAUGGAAGGAGGCUGGAAGGGUUUAGAGAACUAAAUCUGGAUGAAGAGUGUGUGCAGGCUUUACGAAAUGAAUUGGAAUUGAAGCUGCCAUUAGCCCAGGUGGCGGGCAUCGAGCCAGCUGGAGACACAAGUGGGCAGGAGGAGGUGGUGGCGGGCGAUGGGAGUGAGGCGGCAGCCGCGAGUGCGUGGAGCGGCGAGCUGCCCCCGCCGCCCGAGCUGCUGCUCUCAUACCCGCCCGCGCUCAGUCCUAUCGCCGAGGAGACCGGCCAGCAGCUCUCCGCUUACGAGAACGACACCAACUGGAACCUAUCGAAUAGAACGGAGUCUUCGGAAAGUUAUCCAGAGCCUUGCAACAACUCGACUGACGAGGUCACGGAUCUACCGACGGGUGUUCAGAGCGAAACUCACGAACACUCGACAUAUACUAUUCAGUCCCGAGAGAAUUCGCCCAAUAACACUUACACCGUGCAAAGAGAAAUCGGCAGCAGUAAAGAAAUGACAAUGAGUGCCGACAGCUUAAACGCCAGCCCAUUCAAAAAGCUUAAAGACGAAUCCUUAUCGCCAAUCGAUGACAAAACCUAUAACAAGAAUGACGAUGAAAAACUUUCGAAUUGUGAGAGACUAUCACAAGUGUCUCCAUUCCUACUAAGUCCAACGACCGAUACUUCAGCGCCCGACAACUCCGACAAUAACGCGGGUUGUUCGACGUUGUCCAAACCCACCGUACCGACGGACGCUAAAUCUUCGAAGCCAUCCGAAACUCAAUGUUUAUCUAAAGCUACAAGUAUAGAUUCGUGGUGUUCAAACGACACUCUUUACAAUGUUGAAGAGAAUUUCGACGAUCUUGCAAUGGAUCCCGACAUGCCUCUGGACUUCGAACCAGACCAUGAACCCCAGAAAGACGAUAAAAGCGAAAGCACAGAUACGCUAACUCACAACGAAGAAGAAAAGGAAUUGAGCCAUUGCUCAACUUACAUAAUCCAUGAUAGCAAGUCCGACAUGUGUGAAACGUUUUCACCCGAUUCGAUUACGGCCAACGACAAUAAUACGUACACGAAAGCGAAAACGGAAGCGGCGGGAACAACGCCCUCUGUCAACACGAAAUCAGAAUUAAAUGAUUCGACUAAAAACACGCAAACCAAAGAUUUAGCUUAUGGCACACUUAUGUCCGGAUUGCCUUCGAAUUCGAAUUGUACUACAGAAGUGCCUUCAAUUGCUGACGAAGUUUGGAAGCUAACACAACCGGAGUUAGUGAGGAGAUCGCCAUUUAGAGAUGACUUUAACUUCACACCACCAAACUUUGUUAUGGAUAAAGAAUGCUCAGAAAGUGGCCCAAAAACAAAAGAACCAAAAGUCAAUAGAAUGGACAGUGUAGAAGUUACUUGUCUUAAAGAUAAUUCUGAUAGUGAAAUUAAAUCUGAAUCAGAAAGUCAAGGAUUGUUAGUAGAAAUUAAUGACAGCCAGGACUACCAUUACAGAAAUAUGGCUCAUUCUGUCACAAGCACGCCUUUAGCAGAAAUAGGAGUAGAAAACGAUAAUAUGGAAUGUAUUCCUAUUAAAUUACCAGAAAUUAUAACUGAGAAUUCGGAAUAUCUCAUGAAUAAUUUACCAAAUUUUCAAACAUUCUUUCAAUCAGCCGAGAUUAGGCCCCAAGAUAUUUCCUCGAACAUAAGCAAAGGAGCAAGUUCCAAUCAGGAUACUGAAAUUUUAUUGGAAGGCGAAAGCAAAAGUCUAAGCAGAAAUAGCAACAAAGACAGUCUGGCAAUUUGCGAUCGAACACCGACUUACGCUGAUUUUGAAAAUUCCGCAACAUCGAAACCCCAAGAUUUACAGUCCAGAGAAAAAUCUAGAAGCUUUGAAAGCAGUACAAACUCAGAAGAUUUUCGUGGUUUUGAAAAUUCUGUACGUAAUCGCCCACAGGAUUUAUCAUCCUUGAUUGACGCUAGUUCUUUGUUACUGAAAAGCGAAAGGCGAUCUAGUGAGCUUGCUAUGGAGUCCAUAAGCAAUUUGGAUCGAACAAAUCGAUCAGAAAAUUUAGUGAACAAUGUUAAUACUCAAUCUUUAGUUAUAAGUCCGCCUAAUACUAUUAACUUAAAUGAAUCUCAUAUUAAGGAUAUCAAUAGAUCUGUUGAUACAUUUAUAACUGAUUUAGAUAUGGAAGAAGAGACAGAACAGCCUCAUUCUAUUAUAAUUACUGAAAGUCCCUUAUUAAUAAGUAAAAGUCAGAGUCCCAAUAUUACAUACGACUCUCAUAUUGCGAAUAUGACAUAUAAUUCACACGAAGGAUCGCUCCAAUCAUCUAAUAAAGAAAAUACACAAAAAGCAGUUACAAGUAUACAGCCUCAUUCUAUUAUAAUUACUGAAAGUCCCUUAUUAAUAAAUAAAAGUCAGGGUCCAAAUAUUACUUACGACUAUCAUACUGUGAAUAUGACAUAUAAUUCACACGAAGGAUCGCUCCAACCAUCUAAUAAAGAAAAUACACAAAAAUCAGUUACAAGUAUAUCUAAUGUUAACGGAGAUGAGACAUAUGUGAUACCAAAUGAACACAAGCAAUCCCCAGAACCAGAUAUUAGUAAUGAUAUUACUUCUGAUAUUGAACCGAAAACCGCUUUUUCCCUUAUGGAUCACCAAACAGUAAAAUCUGACUCACCACAAGAAAGGGUUAAAAGGGACAUUCAGGAUAUUAAAUGUAAUGGGGAUAGUAAAAAGUAUGCCACUGUUAGCUUCUUAAAUGAAUCGUUCGAAGAACUUUUAGAAAGUAAUGUAGAUGAUAAUGAUAGUAGAGACUUUGAAAAUGAUUUAGUUAAUAAAGAACAACAAGAUCUUAGCAGCAAUACCGAAACAGCUGUUACUUCUAUAAAGGAUAGAGUUUCGGUGGCACCUGAAGAACAUACACCAGAGCACAUAUAUGAAAAUAUAAAGCAAGAUGAGAAAGUAACAAACGGUAUUUCAGAUGGAGAGAAUGAAAAAAUAACGUCUCUCACUGAUGACUUUUUGCAAAAUGAAAAGAAAUUCUGUCAGCUAGAUUCUUAUUUGCCUUUGCUGAGUGAUAUAAGAUUCACUGGUCCAGGUACAGAAACAAUGAGCACAGCAUUUAACCAAGAGUUGCCUACGGAACCAACCUCGCCAGAGUGUGAGCAGGACAGCAAACCGGACACUGCAACAGAAAUACUGAAAGAGUGGGAGAGUGAUAGUGACUCUCACUCAACUAAUUCUUCCAGUGGCGAGUUUAUUUGGAAGGGCGGCGACGGCCACGAGACCUCCGUUGUGCCUUCUACGCAUUUCGACCACCAACGAGAAGAUGGGUCGCAAGGGAACGAGCGUCCCGAGUUGUCCGGGUCGGCGGGGAACGCUUCAUCGGGCUCGGAGGGCUCUGAGGGCUCCGAGGGGGACGAGGUAGAGUUCGUGCCCUCCUCGUGGGACUGUCGUGCGGCUCCCGCUAAAUCUUCACUACGCAGUCUUGAACAAGCUGCGCCGGACAACAAGAAACGCGUUGUUUUCAAGCGUCAGAAGUACCACUGCGUGUACGAAUAUCCACGCGAGGUGGCCGACGUGGACGCUGAGUCGCCAGCGUUCUUGCCUGAUUUCUCAACUUAUUCCGAGUGGGACCCAACAAGUGCAGAGGAUGCAGAAAUUGGCUACGGUGAGCUUUUCGGAGCGCCAAAUCCACUGAACUUGUUCCCACGAUGGCACGGCCCCGGGGCAGAUUACGAUGAGGACUUCUUCAUAACAUCAUCGGCCCGUCCAUUUGAGAGCCUCGGCGUGAUGUCGACCACGAGCCAAUUCUUUCCCGGGAUGCACGUCAAACCUUCGCUGUUAGAACGAGACAUCGACGAUCUGGACGAUUUCCCCCCACCACCCUCCCCACUCCCACCAACAACACUCGUACAGACAAGAACGCCAUCUUUAGACUUCACCACGCCUGACUCUGGUGUCGAAGACAUCACACCUGGUUCAACUAGCACAGAAGACGAUUUCAAGACGAAAAAGGUCUCUGAUAAUGAAACCUGUUGGAGACCAGUCGACAGCGCCAGUUCUAGUGAGUCCGUUAGCCCUAGUUCUCCUGGAGGCGAAGCGCUAGGUGGUCUUAGACACACGCGAGAUAAAUUGAAACUAGAUCUACCCCCGAGUCCACAUAUACCAUCUCCUCGACACAACAGAGUGUUUAACUUCGUAUUAGAUAAACCAAAGAGGCGGACUCAAGAGGAACGAACUGAAAUCGGAACCACGCCGUUGGUGAUGACGGACGAAACGCCAAUAAUCACCACGUCACUGCCCCUCCAAAAGGAAUCUGAUGACGUCAUACCGGAACCAACUUUUUCAACAUUUGGAAAAUGUGCUUCGAAAAAUACUGAACCGGAACAGAAGGCCAUGAUCUUAACGGAUGAUGUUGAAGACUCGGAGAUAAAAGAAGAGAGUUCAAAUCAAAAGGUGGAGCCCGUUAAGGGAGAAGGUACUGUCCUAGACAGUGGAGAUGAGGACUCUGGUAUUGAAAGCAGUUCAAAGGCAACGCUUGAAAGAAAUAAAAGUACUCCAAAUAUCUCUUAA
Parnassius apollo (apollo) is the source of this 8586-nucleotide messenger RNA. NCBI's taxonomy places the organism in Eukaryota, Metazoa, Arthropoda, Insecta, Lepidoptera, Papilionidae. The record is from the annotation of a GenBank genome assembly.